GCCCCAGUCAAUCCUAUGGCAACACCUACCAGGUAUACUAUCACCCGACCAAUUUUGAACACCUCGCACUGGACUUCUUCGAUCGACGAAAAGCCAUCUACUGAACAAGAAUUAAUUCGAAGAGAAUACUUACGUGACAUGGGUAUCGAUCUAGGAUACAUGGAACCGUUGAACAUUCAAGCAAUUAACGCCGAAAGAACUGCCAACCAAAGAAGUAACCGAAGGCCGAUUAAUCUGAACUCGGUAGAUCUAGAAG
Messenger RNA from Dentiscutata heterogama, 256 nucleotides. Lineage: Eukaryota; Fungi; Glomeromycota; Glomeromycetes; Diversisporales; Gigasporaceae. The record is from the annotation of a GenBank genome assembly.